AUGCUUAGUUGCCAUCAUUCCUCUGACCCACACAUCACAGAUGUGGGUUUGGUGUAUGAUUACAAUAAUGACACUGGUAACCUCUGGCAGAAAAACGGUCCACUUUCUUUCUGCUCCUCCAUCUCUGCACCUUCAGCCUCCAGCUGUGUGGUGUGUGUGGAGCAGGGUGUAAACGCAGUGUGUGGUCACCUGGUGCAGGCUGUGGAGCUGGUGAUGGAGGCUGCAGGUGGACCGAUAGAAAUCAUUAAGAGCGAGUGUCCCAGACUUCUUGGUGAUGGUCUUCUUUCAGCCACAGUUCAGAGUGCUACUGAAUCUCCAGGAAUCAACCCAGAUACUAGGGAACGAUGGCCAGUCGUCAUCCCCAUCGUCAUCACCAUCCUCCUCGUCCUCCUGAUGGUUUACUGCAUCUUAAAGAAAAAUCGCAGUACUUCUGAACCCAAGAUAAAAGGGGAAAAAAACGGAGACACCUUCUACCUGAGCAUACUUGAAGCUGACAUUGUCAAACCGGAAGCUGAAGUCCAGAGUGGAAAAAAAGAAGCAGCUGCCCACCUGAACGUAUCUGUUGCUGAUGCUGAUGCUGAUGAACAAGAACCUAAGGCUGUAAACUGAUGUGGAAUGAUGUUGAAUAUCAUAGGUUUGUUAUUUCUACAAAUCAAACAAGUGCCUGGAAUUAGAUUUCUUAAUCCAUAACCUCAUCAUUGGAUGCAGUGCUUUAAGUGGGAAAAUAUAAGUGCCGGUACUCCCCGUAUUCACCUGUUGGCAUAUGAGUCAGGCAGUCGGUAUCGGCUGAUCAUCAAUAAUAUAUUCCGAAUUUCUAUAGUAAAUAAAAGCAAAACAAUGACGAUUUUUACAAAAUGAAUUUAUUAAACAAACUACUUCCAUCCUAAAAUCAUGGACGCCACACUUCACACAUAAAUUUGAGGAACUUGAAUCAAACUUGUGACUCUUACCUCCAGAAUAUGUUCAAGUGAUCAGUUUGAUUUCUUUUUAACUAUAAAUGAUAAUACUGUUUUUUAGAUGUAAGCACUUUUUCCAUUUUGUAUUGGCUUCAGAUUUCUGUGAUCAAGCUCUUAAAGUAAAUAAUGUUUAGAUGAAUCCUCCAACAGCUUGUUAUAUUUUCCAACUAAAAUGUAUUUAAAACACUGUCCUGUGCACCUGUAUAGGCCUGUACCUGUAUUUACUGCUGUGGUAGAAUCUGACUGUCAGAGUUGAGACAUCAUCCAACUCUUGUCUCGCUCUUUAAGUGUCAUAAUUAAUCACAGUCCUGGUAUGCCAGGGGUUAAAAUGUAGACGUGGUGGUAGUGCUUACUAGUGCAUACCAGCCCACUUAAAGCACUGAUUGGAUUGAUAAUGAUAUCAUGUAUUUGAAUGUACUUGCAUGUUUUUUUAUAUAUAGAGAAUUUUAA
Messenger RNA from Scomber japonicus (chub mackerel), 1406 nucleotides. RefSeq lists its product as uncharacterized. The transcript has 4 exons. The record is from RefSeq and is a predicted model, not a curated record. Bases 1 to 609 code for a protein of 202 amino acids. Lineage: Eukaryota; Metazoa; Chordata; Actinopteri; Scombriformes; Scombridae.